Molecule: messenger RNA, 3523 nt
Organism: Panicum hallii
Lineage: Eukaryota; Viridiplantae; Streptophyta; Magnoliopsida; Poales; Poaceae
Exons: 4
Coding region: 2064-3254 (396 amino acids)
Source: RefSeq, a predicted model, not a curated record
GGGUUUCCAUAUGCUAAGUUAAACCCAGAAAUAGCUUGUUGGAUGGACCUUUUGUACCAAAGGAAUUAAACAUUAGGCUAUCUCUGGGUAUUGGUGUGAUGUUUUGUGGGGGUUAUGGUUCUUAGAAACGAUCAACAUUGCAGAUCUUGAGAGUGUGCUACAUAUAAAAAAAGCGUGCAGUAGUGCUGUAUGUGUUUUUCUUUUGGCGUUUGAUUUGCUUGCUAAGGUACUGCUAACUAGAAUUCUCUUAUUGGUCCUGCACCUCACCUAGCACUGGCACUGAUUAUGUCUGGUAUACCUUAGUUAUUGGAUGAAAUAUCUGUAGAUGGUAUAUCUUAACACUUGGCUGAAACAUUUAGGAGAGUAGGAAUAUGUUCUCUUGAUCUAUUCAGUGAAUUGCUGCAUAUGUGGCUGAAAGAAGCUACAAACCUGUGGAGAUGAAACAUUGCAGGAUUAUUAAUGUUUUUUCCUUAGAUGUCAGACUAUAUUGUAGGAGAUGCUGCAGUAUGAACCGAUCCUAGGUGAACAUUUCUGACUUCUUGUAUUUUGGUGGUCUAGUAUGUUUAUUCAAGCAUCAGUGCCGAUUAGAAAAUGUGUUGCUUUUAAAGCUAAUGGACUAAUGAUCAACGUCUGUCUGGCGGCUCCACCGCAGAUAUAUCUUUUAGCAAAUGCGUGGGUACUUAGGUGUUUCUAUUUUGGCAAAUAUAUUUUAGAUGGAAUUCCGUCUAUGUUGUUUGAACAUAGCUUUUCCCAAGCCCGGGUAAAGGAGGGUCAUGAUAAGCUUUUGCGAGCCAACAUAAAAACCCAGCCACACUUAUGACGUGCAACCCAAAACCUUUUGUUGUAUCUUCGAUUUUAGUGCUAGGGUCUGCUAUACUUCGAUUUCUCUUCAUGGUGCAGCAUUCUCUUCCUGGUCCUGCUGAACCUUAGUGAAAUGGUGUGUAUAAGUGCAUGGGAAAAAUUCUUUCAUGAAAUGUGCUAGCUUAUGGUGAGUUUGUUACAGGCAGUGAUUAUAUAACUGGUGUUCCUUCCUUAGUUGAAUGUGACACCUAUAGGCAGUAUAUAUGUUAUCUUUAAUGAAUUACUACAUAUGCGACUGAAAUGAGUGAGAUAUCUGUGUAAAUGAGACAACUGGACACAGGAGUACUAGAACUUCUCUGUUAGAUAUGGGAUUAUUUUCCAGGGGUUGAUACAGUAUGACUUGGUCCAGCCUCCUUGGUUUCCAUUGUUGCACAUUAGUGGUUUAGUAUGUCUACUGAAGCAUUGGUGCCUAUUAGGCAGUGUGUAGUUUUUUGAUGCUAGACAACAUUUUUUUUGGAGCCAUGUAUCUAGCAGCUGCACCUGAUCCUGUCUUCUGUGCACACCUCUUAUAUCUAUGCGCGUAUUGUUCAAGAUGGGGUAUUGACUGAGCCGAGCCGAGCCGAGCCAAGCCUCGCACUCGCACCAGCGCAGCCGGCUCUCGGCUGGGAAUCUGAUUGGGUAUUGACCGAGCCGAGCCGAGCCGAGCCUCGCACUCGCACCAGCGCAGCCGGCUCUCGGCUGGGAAUCUGGGAUCCUCCCUAUUCAUCCGUCCCGCCCGCCGCUGCCCGCUUGCCCCUUCCUUUCAGCUGCACCUCCGUCCCUCCCUCUCAGGAGAUUGUCUCGCCGUCUCCGCUCCUCUCCGCUCUCGCCCCCGACCUAUCCCUCCCGGCUUCCCGGGCCAACGAAGGCUAGGAAUUCGGAGCAGCUCGAAGAAGCUUAGAAGCAUGGAGCGGGAGCGCAGCAAGCUCGAGAGAGGCAUGUGUCAGUGGGCCGAUAUGCCAACAGAGCUUCUGAUGAACAUCUUCAGUCGCAUCCCUUGUCGGUCGGCCGUUUCCCAAGUGUGUGUUCGCUGGCAGUUUGCAGUUCUUUCACUUCCCAGGCCGCUGAUCCUACGCCCAGUACCUGACUGCCUCCCACCUGACCCUCUUCCUUUCCCCCCAGUUGCUGUGCGGUUGUUAGUUCCUACCUUUACUAGACCCAGGGGCACUGUGGUUUCUUGAAGCAUAAAUGAGGCAGGUGGACCCUUCUUCAGGUACCUCACCAUGCCUAUCCCAGCUAUUUGCUCAGAUAUGCGGUUGUUUGGUGGUAGUGCUGGUCUUCCUCUAUUUGUAGAUGAUUGCUACAGUCGCCUAGUGAUCCGGCGGCUCACCAGCCCACAGCAGCCUGGGCAAAUAGACAGGGAAACAGCAAUGUCGUUGGAUCUCCCUGAUGGGGUUGAUGGUGAAGAGGUUUAUAUUGGUGGGCUUGCUGUUUCAAGGAGCAGCAGCGAUGCGCGCUGCCUCCCUCUUGGGAUAUCGGCGAUUGUUGUGGCUACCAGGUCUUACAUUUUUGGGACCAGAACUGCUGGGUACCGUCAGAUGUGGUCGGUACUUCCUGUGAAAGAGCCUGCUGAGGGGCGCAGCUUUGAGAGGCAAGGUCUUCGUACCUUUGUGAGCAUGCUUUUUGAUGGUGAAGAGUCAGCUUAUCUGCUAGACGCCUCACGGAGGUUGUGCUUCACGAACUGGGAUGCAGAUGGAAGGCUGCAGAUGCAUGAGCUCCCAAUUCAGGGGGGGAAGAAUGCACUUCUAGAUGAUGGUGUUGAGGAGCUUAAGAUGGUAUGGUUACUGCAGCUUCCCCUUGGGGAUCACCGGGGCACCAAUUUGGUUUGCCUUGCAUACCGUUGGUUUCACGGAUUUCACUUUGGGCGAUUUGUAGCAUUUGACCUCACGGAGGGGGAAGCAACACGCCUGUGGGUCUUUCGUCCCAACAUACUGGGGGAGCUCUGUGUGCUGGUGGGCUGGGGUCCUGGUGCCGUGGCAGUUGUUUACAACAGACCAGGGGUGGUUGGUCUUAAGAAGGGGAGGAUCUACAGUUCUCUGGAUGGCCUGAGAUCCUAUGUCCUAGGAUGGAACUACAGUGACAUGCGUACUGUACCUUCAUAUUGGCCUGUCUCACUAUGGAUCAAUCCUGAGUUUCCCAAUCCUCUCUCUCUGGAGGAUACUUUUGUGAAGGUCAUUAUGGAGGACUUUGCUGAUGCAGAUGCUGAGAAUAAGGCACCUGAUGAUGCAGAUGCGAUCGACCAGGUGGAGGAGCUUUCAGCGUCAGCUCCAAUGCUUGCAGGAGUGGGUUCCCAGAAUGAUGCUGCUACUACAGGGCCUGAGAGAGUGACGAUGGUCCCAACUGCUGCUCCAGCUCCACUGUUGGACAGACUUCUUAGGAGAACUCUGCUCCAACUGAACUCUGGCUUUGACUGACUGGGAGGAGGAUGGGUUGAACACCGCCGCCACAGUCAUCAUCAAGCUCAGCCUCCUGUUUCAGUCAUUUGGUUGGCUCAAUCAGUUCCUAUCCUGUAAUCCUACGUGUACAUUGGAGAGUAGGUGUCAUCGCGAGAUUGAAACGGUUUAGGUGGAUGUGUGUGCGCGCUACUCUGUUCAGUACAUCAUAAGGAGAUAUGCCUACUCUACUCAUGCUGCGUUAUAUCAUAGCCGCAUGUUGUAUAAUCACAAGGAGGCGUGCUUGAGUC